Messenger RNA from Photinus pyralis (common eastern firefly), 6275 nucleotides. RefSeq names its product dedicator of cytokinesis protein 1-like. Bases 121 to 5979 code for a protein of 1952 amino acids. The record is from RefSeq and is a predicted model, not a curated record. Gene Ontology annotation, molecular function: small GTPase binding; guanyl-nucleotide exchange factor activity. Gene Ontology annotation, cellular component: cytoplasm; plasma membrane. NCBI's taxonomy places the organism in Eukaryota, Metazoa, Arthropoda, Insecta, Coleoptera, Lampyridae. Gene Ontology annotation, biological process: cell migration; small GTPase-mediated signal transduction. The transcript has 24 exons.
CGCACAAACAAAUAGAAAUGGUUGAAUAUAAAUAGGUUGUGGUUUUGAUGUGUGAGUGUGUGUGAAACUUCUGUUUUUUAAUUUUAUUUUAUUUUCAAACAAUUUAUUUAUUAUUUAAAAAUGAGUGAGUGGCGAUCGGUUACCGACAAUAGAUGUUAUGGAAUAGCAAUCUAUAAUAUCAUCUCAAAUGAUGAUUGUAAACUCAAUCUCACUGUUGGUGAAACCGUUCACAUACUCGAAGAGGAGGAGAAUUGGUAUUAUGGGUACUCUACAUCGGACCGUAGGGUACAAGGCAUCUUUCCCAAAUCGUAUAUACAUAUCACAGAAUGCACGAUCGACAGGAGCGGUCCUAAUCUCGUUUUUAUACCACAACAACCUUUAAUUGUUCACGAAAUCACGACGAUUUUAAGAGAAUGGGGUGCACAUUGGAAGGAUUUAUACGUUAUGCAUAGUAGAGAGUUUGAACGGAUGAAGAAUCAAAUUUACGAUUUAAUUAAGCAUAGAAGUAAAAUAAUUAGUGGCACACUACCGGUUGAUGAACUGAAACGUAUGACGAAACAGAUCACUUCGGAAAUAGAUAUGGGCAACAAACUGUUGGGACUCGAUAUGAUUGUACGAGAUAAAGACGGUAACUUAAUUGAUCCUGAGAAAACUAGUACAAUACAAUUGUAUUAUCAUCACAAGAAUGCGGCAGAACGUAUUAGGGACAAAAGGAAUAAAGUGAGUGAACACAGGGACAGUCCGGCACGGACCGCUCUUCAACAGUAUUCACACAUUUUUGUUGUGGCGGUCAAGAACUUUACUUGUAAAAUGACAGAGGAUGCAGAAUUACUUAUGACGUUAUACGAUGCAAAGGAGAAUAAGGCAAUUACGGAAAAUUAUGUCGUUCGAUGGUCCAAGGAUGGGCUUAUGAGUGAUUUAGAUCAGAUGUACACUCUUAGAGUUAUGUUUACGGAUUUAGGAAAACGUGAUUUGGAAAGGGAAAAAAUAUACCUCGUAUGCUAUGUGAUACGAGUGGGUUCAAUGGAAAACAAAGAAAUCGACCAUCGGCGAAGUUCCAUGUCGACAAAUUAUAAUAAAAAAAAUUGCAAAUUGGAAGUGAGGAAACCGUUUGGCGUCGCUGCUAAGGAUAUUACACCAAUCAUGUCCGGUAAAUUAGAGACUGAUUUAGAGCAGGAGUUUGUUGUUCCCUUCUACAGUUGUGAUAAAGAUAAUUUAGAUCAAACACUUCGUAAAUUUAUAAAUAAGGACACGAAUAAAAAUGAGGGCAAAAAUCAGGCGUUAUUUGUUAGCAUGAAAUUGUUGCACGGUGAUCUUAAACAGGUAAGGGAGGAAAAUCCUCACCUAAUACUGGGUAAUAUUUCUAUUGCAAGAAAAAUGGGGUUUCCCGAAGUAAUCUUACCCGGCGAUGUUAGGAAUGAUCUUUACCUAACGUUAGUUUGUGGCGAAUUUAAUAAAGGCAACAAAACUAGCGAGAAGAAUGUUGAAGUGGUUGUUAAAGUGUGUAACGAAAAAGGUGUUGCUAUACCAGGUGUGAUCUCACUAGGCGGGGGUGCUCCUCCCUUAAAUGAGUAUCGAUCUGCAAUGUACUAUCACGAAUACAAACCCCAUUGGUGCGAAACCUUUAAAGUUGCGAUACCAAUUGAGGAAUUUAGAAGUAGUCAUCUGAAGUUCACAUUUAAACAUCGCUCCACCAACGAAGCCAAAGAUAAAAGUGAGAAACCGUUCGCGAUGUCCUACGUUCGGUUAAUGCAGGAAAAUGGAACAACACUCAAAGAUGCGAAACAUAACUUAAUUGUGUACAAAAUUGACCAUAAGAAAUUUGACGACUCUGGUUUGGAUUACUUUAAGCUUCCGUCAACAGUGGAUGAAAUAAAGGACAGUAGCAGGCCGCAAACGAACGGGCUAUCUCUCAGUACAAAAGACAGCUUUACCAUAUCUACUAACAUUUGCUCAACAAAACUUACACAGAACAUUGACUUACUGGGUCUGUUAAAUUGGGCCUCGCACAAGGAGACAUUACGGGAGUCUCUCGUUGCGUUAAUGAAGGUAGAUGGUGAGGAAGUAGUGAAAUUUUUGCAAGACAUAUUAGAUGCCUUGUUUAAUAUUUUAAUGGACAAUCCCGAAUCUGAUAUUUACGACGAAAUGGUUUUCGAUUGUUUGUUACAUAUUAUCAGUCUAGUCAGUAGCGAUUGGAAAUAUCAACAUUUUGAACCAGUUUUAGAUUUGUAUAUUAAAGAAAGUUUUAGUGCGACACUCGCAUAUAGUAAAUUAAUUGUUGUGAUAAAAAAUUUAGUGGAUAAUGCAAUAUCGAUAGUCUCCAUUGCGAAAGAUAAUAUACUAUUCAAAGCAAUGAAAGCUCUACAGUACAUCAUGAGAUUUGUAUCUCGGUCUCGUUUGUUAUUCCGCGAGCUUUAUCCCGAGAUGAACGACGACAGUUUCGAGGAAAGUUUGAAAAGUUUGUUACAUAGUAUCGUAACGAUGAUGUGUCAAACGUCGGACACAUUGCUUCGAGAACAAGGUGCUUGCUUAAAGUAUUUGCCUAGUACAAUUCCUGAUAUUUUAAAGGUGUUUAAUGCUAAACAAUUGAGUAUUAUUUUGUGCGACUUACUGAAGAAUAUCCCUCCAAAUAGAUUAACAAAACAGAAAAUGAUGACUAUUAAUGAAAUAGUGCACAGCAAGUUAUUCCUGUAUCCUGAAUGUCGUCAAAUUCUCUUACCAGUUUUUACAAAACAAAUUAAAGUAUUGUUCGAAACUAGUGAAGAGGGAACUGGAGUGGGGCGUCAGGAGGGCCGCAGACAGUUUCGCUCGGUGGCCAAGCUCGCUCGAGUGCUGGGUGAAACUCAACAUUGUCUUAAUCAACACAGAGGAUAUUCAGAAGAGGUUGAAUUGUGCAUCAAAAUACUCAGCGAUGUUCUGGAUUUGUUGUUUCGGAAAGAUGUCGGUUCUACCGUGCACGAUAUUACAGAAAUAAUGCUUGUAGAUCUCCGCACUGUUAUUCAAAGUCAUAUAAAUAUGGAUAAAGAAAAUCCUUACUCUGGUAAUUUAGUCGCAAUUAUGAUCGAUAUCUUUCGUCAAAUGACAGAUUAUCAUUAUGAUAAGUACAUCGGUCAAUUCGGGACGAGAACUGAUAUUUUAGACUUUUUGAUGGAAAUUUUGUUGGUUUUUAAGGAACUCGUAAAUCAGUCAGUUUUUCCAUCGGAUUGGUGUGACAUGAUUAUGCUUCAAAAUUCUGUGAUAUUGAAAUCGUUGCGAUUUUUCUCGCAUACCAUACGAGAUCAUUUUUUUGCCAAAUUUGACAAUCAAGCAUGGAGUAAUUUUUUCCAUUGUGCUAUCGCAUUCAUGACCCAGCCUGCGCUUCAGCUGGAGACUUUUUCGCAUAAUAAACGAAUGCGAAUCAUUAAACGUUACAAAGAUAUGCGUAGAGAAACAGGCUUCGAAAUUCGUUCUAUGUGGUUUAAUUUAGGCCAAUAUAAGGUCCAGUUUGUUCCUAGCUUGGUCGGUUCAAUUUUAGAGAUGACUCUUAUACCUGAAGUGGAGUUACGCAAAGCGACCAUACCCAUAUUUUUCGAUAUGAUGCAGUGCGAAUUUUAUUCGUCUCGAUACGAAAUGGAGAGUUAUGGUGACACAAAACGCGAUUCAUCACAUAUAAAGGCGAAUUUCUGCGACUUCGAAAAUGAGAUGAUAGCAAAGUUGGAUAUCUUGGUGGAAGGUGGCCGUGGCGAUGAGCACUUCAAAAAUCUAUUUCAUGAUAUUAUGAUCGAUUUAUGCAGUCAGCAUACGACCAUGAAGGACGAUGGUAUUAAAUUCGUCAAAAUGGUCUCUCGUCUGAUGGAACGAUUACUGGAGUAUCGGUCGAUUAUUACUGAUGAAAAUAAGGAGAAUAGAAUGAGCUGUACUGUAAAUUUAUUGGACUUCUACUCUGAAAUAAAUCGUAAGGAAAUGUACAUACGUUACGUAAAUAAAUUAUGCGAUCUACACUUGGAAUGUGAUAACCACACUGAAGCUGCAUAUACUCUCCAAUUGCAUAGUAAUUUGUUGAACUGGUCGGACGAAAUGCUACCUCCUUUACUGAAAAGCAAUAGAUACAGUGACUGUCACACUCACCGCCAGUUAAAAGAGGCUCUCUUUUACAAUAUAAUUGACUACUUCGAUAAGGGAAAGAUGUGGGAAUGUGCCUUGAAAAAGUGUGAAGAAUUAGCAAGGCAAUAUAAAGAAGAAACGUUCGAUUAUGAACAAUUAAGCGAGUUACAUAAACGAAUGGCGCUCUUUUAUGAAGAUAUAAUGAGGAAGCUGCGAACCACGCCAGAAUAUUUCAAAGUCGCUUAUUAUGGGCGUGGUUUCCCCAUCUUUCUGCAGAACAAAACUUUUAUUUACAGGGGGAAAGAGUACGAACGUUUGGCCGAUUUUUCGUCGAGAACGUUAAACGAAUAUCCAAACGCUGAGCUUUUGAAUAAGUUAACUCCUCCAGGUGACGAUAUUUUGGAAUCCAAUGGGCAAUAUAUACAAAUAAAUCACGUCGAUCCUAUAAUGGACGAAAAGGCCCAGAGGUUUUCUGGUAAACCAGUUGCGAAUCAAAUUGUAAAGUAUUACAAAGUCAAUGACGUACAGAAAUUUCGAUAUUCGAGACCGUUCACCCGUAAAGACUUCAACAUCGAAAGCGACAACGAAUUUGCCAGUUUAUGGCUGGAACGAACUAUUCUGGUGACUACGUACCCUUUGCCCGGAAUCCUCCGGUGGUUUCCAGUUAGCUCGACGAACACAAUCGAAAUUUCUCCUUUGUGUUACGCAAUAGAGACUAUGGAGGAGAAGAAUAAAGACUUGAGAGAUUCAAUUAUGGGGUACAAUCAAGAUAAGACUAUGCCCAUUAAUCCAUUGAGCUUAAAAUUAACCGGGAUUGUCGAUCCGGCGGUAAUGGGCGGAACUACGAAUUACGAAGAAGCUUUUUUCACCCCCGAGUACAUAAAACAGUAUCCCGAAAACCAUGUAUUAAUUCAACGUUUAAAAGACUUGAUAGCCGAUCAAAUUCCGUUGUUGGAAUUGGGAAUACAGGUUCAUAAGGAUCGUGCGCCGACGUCGUUGCUGCCCCUGCAAAAGCGAUUGGAGGAUUGUUUUACCAAGCUGCAGGAAAAUGUUGUGGAAAAGUACGGCAAGAGGAAGUGUGAUUUAAAAUUAGAUCAGGUAACGAUGAGGCGGCAGUUUAGCAUGCCCCCUAACGCGAGGUACGCGGAAACGACGCAAAUUGGAGAUACUGGGGUUCGUAGCAGAAUACCAAGUGUAACAAGAGGUCAGGUAUCAUCCUUGAAACAUUUCACAGCAACAUUUAAUUUUACUGCUUCGACACCUGCCGCUAACAGCAAAUCGUCUUCCAAUUACACCAGCAAAAGUAGCUUAGUAUCGCCAACAAAAAGUUUAACAAGUGCGCCAUCAUUAACUUACAAAAAUAAAAAUAAAACGCCCAAAGAAAAAAGAAGAGGUAGUAAAGUUGAAACAACAUCCACGUCACCAAACAGUGGCGCUCAAUGGUAUACAACCGAUGAAGUAACGCCCAAUGGUAACCCCGUUUUCGAAUUACGCCAAGAGCUCACACCCAAAAGACCUCUACGGUCCGAAGUGGAACGUGAAAAACGUUUAAGUAGGCCACCCAGCGGACAAUUUUCCAGACCAUCCAGUUUGACAGUAAUAUUACGCACAAAUAACAGUUCUGGUAACAGUAGCAAUAGAGAUUCAAUAGGCACGACCGAUUCCAGCAUCAGUGAAGAAGAUUUGCUACCUCCGCCGUUGCCUACAAAAUCACGUGAAGCAGACUACUGCAAUUUACCAAAUAAUACCUGCGAAAAUACAAGUUUUCUUUAUACGUACCGAAACUCGUUGCGAUGUUCGUCGGUGCAUACAAAGCUACCGCCGCCCGAACCGAUCGACAAUGACGAUCCUCCCCCAUUACCUCCACCAAAACCACCCAAAAACAAGUGCCUUUAGUACAAAGCUUAAUUAAAUUUUGUUGUGCAUUGGUUAUUUAAACACACUCUUCCUACUCAAAGAUAUUACUUAGUAGCUUUGCAUUUGUAAAUUAUGUUUUUUAUACAGAGAUUUAUUUGUAUAUACAUUUUUGCUAUUAUUGUACGUAACAAAACACCAAUUGAUUGUUACCCAAGUGCCAUUAUUAUACAAUUUUUGAGCGUUUUUUUGAAAGUAGUUAUAAGUUUUUUAGGUAGAUAUUGUAAAAAUGCAUCGCAAUAUUAUAACCAAAGAUUACAAGUAUUAGAGGAGAUAUA